UUGACAUCGCCAUAACAACGGCCUGCUUGAGUAUGCAUCUGCGGCCGCGUCGUCAUGGCAGACACAAUCCGCUGUCACCCGAAUGAGGAGCGAGCACAAACGACCCCAUUCAAGGAAAAUGACCCCGAGAGAUUAUAUCGAUACCACGGCUAGCUUGCAGGCUAACCUCGGCUAACACUGGGAGGCAGAUGCCUGUUAUGGCUACUGGAACAACAAGGGGGGGAAAAGCAAUAGCCCGAUUCAGCUGAAUCAUUAACGGAUAUAAAAAAGAUAUUCCCUGCAUGUUAAGAGCUUCACCUCUGGUUCCACGUGUGUGUUUCCCACCGCUGUGGCACUCGCUGUGUGUCUGCUGGUGGCUGGAGUUCAGCCCAUGGAGGACCCAGCAUAUGGGGUGAAGCUCUGUGGUCGUGAGUUCAUCCGGGCAGUCAUCUUUACUUGUGGGGGUUCACGAUGGAAGCGGUCACUCAGGAGCACAGAUGACUCAGAGGACCCGUUUAGCUCCCUUCAGGAUGAGUCCUUUGAAGGCUUGAGUCCCAACUCACUGGAGAGUCUUCUGCAAAGGAACAGAGAUCUAAGAGUCACACCUAGAGACAGCCAGGAAGGAGUGUUCAGCAGGACGGCACGCUCUUUCAUCACUGAGGAGAUCCUGGAGGCCCUGCGCAAGGCUGACCGCAAGGGCCGCGAUGUGGUGGUGGGUCUGUCCAAUGCCUGCUGCAAGUGGGGCUGCAGCAAGAGUGAGAUCAGCUCCCUAUGCUGAGAGUUGAUCUUCCCCAUCUGAGUUAAAUCACAGCGUAGCACAUUGUAUAUAUUAAUAUACAAACAGAUACAUAAAUACACACACUCAUCCUUUUUUUAAUGCACGUGAAUUCUAUAGCAUUUAUAUUAUUUUAUAGCCAGUGUCUUUCAGUAAAACCAUUAUAUGAGCUGUAAAAUAUGGUUCAUUUUUAGUAUCUGAACGGAAAGGGCUGUCGUGUUAAAAAAUGCUUUUCGGGCUUUGUGAUAAACAGCCUGAUGUAUUCAUUUUUUAAUUAAUUCAACUGAAUUUAUUGCAUUACUUUCUGAAUUGUGCACCGGAGAACUCAAGGGAAUAAAAUUCUUUGUUAGGAUCAUUUGACCACAGCAAAAUAGAAUGUCACUAGUGU
Molecule: messenger RNA, 1142 nt
Organism: Paralichthys olivaceus (Japanese flounder)
Lineage: Eukaryota; Metazoa; Chordata; Actinopteri; Pleuronectiformes; Paralichthyidae
Gene: rln3a
Product: relaxin 3a
Cellular component (GO): extracellular region
Molecular function (GO): hormone activity; G protein-coupled receptor binding
Source: RefSeq, a predicted model, not a curated record